This is a messenger RNA of Dichomitus squalens LYAD-421 SS1, 2858 nucleotides long. RefSeq lists its product as uncharacterized. Bases 1158 to 2576 code for a protein of 472 amino acids. The transcript has 3 exons. Gene Ontology annotation, molecular function: protein dimerization activity. NCBI's taxonomy places the organism in Eukaryota, Fungi, Basidiomycota, Agaricomycetes, Polyporales, Polyporaceae. The record is from RefSeq and is a predicted model, not a curated record.
GACAGAUUCUAUUUAGACGAGCAGAAGACAAGCUGAGAGUUCCUCAGAUCCCAGGGUGCAUGCACCCUAGGGCCUAGACCCCAUGGCUCAAGACUUACAGUUGAAGCGGUAUCGACCACAAGGUCGAUGGCCGAGGGUUGUGUGGAGGAAAGCUUGUCGGCAACGGAGGACUUCGUCGCGGUCAGCGGCAUUGCCUAAAGUGCCGCGAGCCUCCGUCUCCCAUGACUAGCUCCCUCGUCUUCUGCAUUCCUCGUACACGUUCGUCGCUCUUAUCUACCUAUUUCCCUGGUAGGCCAGACCAUGGGACCUCGCUUGCGCCUCAGACAAAGCCCGAUUCGUAAGCCAGGACAGCUUCGGGAAUGGUUCUGCGCGCCCAGGCGUCAUUGUCAAGCACACUCAGCAGACCUUCUAAGCUCGGCACUACUAGGCCUAUUUUGCGCCCGCCUGCUCUCAGCCGCUAUCUGUGGAGGCGGGCUUCGCCCCACGUUUGUUGUAGGGCGUUAGAGGCGGCCUUCGACACUGCACGAAGCUUGAGGCAUGUGGCGCGGGGCCGUGGCUUAGCGCUGACAUUUGAGCAUGUCCUGAAUACCGCGCGGAUUUCGCGAGAGGGCACACGACACUUGCUUGGGAGGCCGCUGUGCAUGGCGGGAAGUCGGGCACGGCGCGAGCUGGCAACUGCUCGGGAGGAAGUCACCGUCGGAUCAGUCGACAUCCAGCAUGCUAACACAUCGAUGGUGCGAAGAUGAUGCAUGAUUUCGUGCAGUCAUCCUUGCAGACGAGAUAGGCCAGAGGGGCGAUGGUGGUGGCGGAGUAGGACAGGUUGCGAGCGACGCUACCUUCCGAUUGCGGCAGGCUGCUACACGUGCAUGCGGGGGCGGCCAAUCAGGAGGCGCAGGGAUGGUCGUGCGACGCGCACGUUUCUGAGGCACACGACCGCACACGACCAUUUGUCGAGACCGUUGUCGUUCGCAGGGGCAGAUCUCGGCGGAUGCGCGCGAUGGCCUCCUUCCGAGCCCCGAGAGGGUCCCCGUCCAAGCGGCCGAUGAUUAGACUUAUAUAUUGCGACUAGGGUGCCGCGCCCGUUUGCUCGUGUGCCCCGCUUCUUCUCGUCCCGCUCCCUCCCAGCUCUGUGUCCCUGGGAGCGACAUCGCAAGACCAUGUCGUCUGCACCGAAGGAAACCCCGUUAGUAUACGCCGCAAGUUGCAACCCCCCGCGCCGCGCGAAGCGUCAGCGCACGGGGUCGCUCGUCGGUGGAGAGGGACAGUCGCAAGCUGCUGCUGCUUCUCCGACCUCCAGCGUUGCCCCUUUUCAACAACGCCGUGCGCCUGCACGUCCACCUAUUUUGCCCAAGCAGCCCGCGACUGGCCGCGGCUACGCUGACCCAGCGUCGCCUAACUUGGACUCGGGGUCCGACGAAGAAGACGACUACGACCCAGGCCGAGACGCCGCACCCGCCCCCAAACGUCGCGGUCGCAAGCCAGGAACCAUGUCUCGCUCUGCCCGCGAGUCGCUCCGGAAGCUAAACCACUCGCGGAUCGAGAAAGCCCGUCGCACCAAGAUCAACGAGACGCUCGCUACCCUGAGCACGUUCGUCAACGAGCGUGGCCGAGUCCUCGCUUCUCAGAGGCCUGAAGCGGUUGUCGAAGUCCCUGCGGAGGAAAACGGGAAGAAGGCCAAGGGUAAGACUGAGGAGAAAGAGUUCAAGCUGGACGUACUUGUGAAGACGGUCGAGUACAUGCAAGACCUCGUUGCCCGCGUACAGGCGCUCGAAGCGAGGAUGUGCUCGCAGUGUCGCACUCGAGGCGAUAAUCGCGAGGACACAUCCUUGCCCCCAUCCCCGAAACGUAAGCGCGCUGACGAGGAUGAGGCGAUGGUAGACGUGUCCCCACAUCUCACCAGGCGCUCUUACCAGAGGCACGAGGAGGAAGAUUCGUACACCGGCGACGACGAACACGGGCUUGGCGCCGCCGAGGAAGAGCAGCCUUCGCCGAUGCCUUUCGCUGUUCCCAACGCGGCGGCUGCUGAGUCAAAUGCCUCGCCACGCCUUCCUCCGAUCUCCUCGUGGCUGUCUCACCCGUACGACCCGAGCACCCUCAUCUCGAAGUCGUCCAACGCCGUGCCUGCGCGGUCGCCUGCGAACGCCCAGCUGCCCUCGCCCCCACCCUCGGGUCGCUUCCUGCCUGCAAUCACCCUCGCGAACAUGCCUUCGCUCGCCCUCCCUGCCCCCGCGCAUCCGUUCCCUCCGCAGCAGCAGGCAAGUGGGAGCUCGACGACCGCUCGGCAGCAGCACCGGAAGUCUGUCUCGGCCUCGCCCACGGUGUCCCCCACUUGGACGCCCGAGGACGAGACCGCCGCGUCACUGCUCUUGCAGAUGAGCGUGAAGCCGCGUUCGUCCUCGAUCAGUUCGACGUCCGGUGGGGGCUCGUCAGUCUCGUCGCUCCCCAGGAGCGCGAUGAUGCCCAUGACCCCGAGGGAGGAAGUGCCGAUGGCGAAAGACCGCGCGUUCCCUGCUGCUCAGCAGCAGAGGUCGAUGGAAGUCGUUACGCCUGGGUCGCUGCUCGGUAUGAGGGACUGAUGCGGACGGCGGACAGUCGAGCCGUGUAUAUGCGCACCACACACGUUCUAUCGCCAGGUAUAGGAUACCUUCUUCCUUUCUUUCGUGUUCCUUCUCCUUCGGCUUCCUGGUAUCGUGCAAGUAGUCAGCCUUUUCCCCCGAAAUUUGGGUUUUAUGGCGUAACAUUAUGCAUUUCCCUUGGAGUCAGUCAAUGUCGACCGCCGUGUUAGUCUGUAGGAUCUGAGACGUGUGUAGGAUUAGGCUGAGACCGAAAAGAAGUGAACUCUAAUGCAUACACUGUUU